This is a messenger RNA of Lolium rigidum, 1794 nucleotides long. RefSeq lists its product as uncharacterized. Gene Ontology annotation, molecular function: protein binding. The record is from RefSeq and is a predicted model, not a curated record. Bases 1 to 1299 code for a protein of 432 amino acids. Lineage: Eukaryota; Viridiplantae; Streptophyta; Magnoliopsida; Poales; Poaceae. The transcript is spliced from 2 exons.
AUGGACCGCCGCCGCAGCCCGCGGCUCCGUUCCCAAAUCCACGCAACUGGGGACGGGGCCGGACUGGACCGCCGCCGCAGCCCGCGCCUCCAUCCCCGAACCCAGGCGAGCCAGGAGGGCGCCUCCAUGACCCGCCGCAUCCCUCGCCGCCGCCGCGGGCGCUCGCCCGCCUCCCUGCCGGACGACGACGACAUCCUGCGGGAGAUCUUCGUCCGCCUCCCGCCUACGCCGUCCUCGCUCGCCCGCGCCUCCGCCGUCUGCACGCGCUGGCGGGGCCUCCUCACCGACCCCAAGUUCCACCGCCAGUUCUGCGCGCGCCACCGGAACCCGCCGCUGCUCGGCUCCUUCGUGCCCGGCCACGGCCAGCGCAUCGUCUUCGCCCCCAUGCUCGACCCGCCCGACCGCAUCCCACCUUCGCGGUUCGACCUCGGACGCUGCGGCCACAACAUGGACGUGCUCGGUUGCCGCCACGGCCGCGUCCUCGUCAAAUCCCGCGUGUGGGACGGUGGCCUUCCCAGCCGCGUCAUCGUCUGCGACCCCAUCACAGGCGACCAGCGCACGGUGGCCUUCCCACCCUACUUCGGCAGGGUCUCCGUCAACGGGGCGGUGCUCUGCGCCGCCGCCGAGUCCGACCCUGGCCACGUGCACGGCAGCUGCUACUCCAGCCCCUUCAAGCUGGUCCUGGUCACCAUGUACAGAAGACACCCGAACCGACUCCUCGCCUGCGUCUACUCCUCCAACACCGGCCUAUGGGGCGAUCUCAUCUCAUCAGAGUCUCCAUCCGACAUCCAUGGCAAACCUGCCGUCCUCGUCGGCAAAUCUCUCUACUGGCUGUCCGUGAUCAAUGGCAGCAUACUCGAGUUCGAUCUGGGCGAGAACAGCAUAGCUGUGAUGAUGGGGCCUCCUGUUACCCAUGCCGAACGCUGCAUAAACCAUCAGAUCAUCAAGGCUGAGGAUGGCGCCAUUGGCUACGCCAUGCUGGUUUAUCCUUCUCUCCUAAUGUGGAAGAGGGACGUCGAUGCUCAUGGCGUUACCACGUGGGUGCCGUGGAAGAUCAUUGGAAUGGAUACCGUUCCUGAACUCCCUCCUCGGACCGAAAGAAGGGACAGAAUUCAGGGUUAUGAUGAGGAUACUGAUGUAGUCCUUUUACAUUUGAAUGGCACCGUGUACAUGCUUGACCAUAAGUCGAUGCAAUCUACUAUGCUUUCUGGACCCUUGAAUCAUAUCGGCGCCUACCAUCCUCUCAGGUGUUUCUAUACGCCAGUCAUUCGCGAAGGUCAUGAAGUGUACGAUCCAUAGGAUGAAUGUCUGGUUUGAUGUACUAAUGUGCUGAAAUGGUUCUUAAGGUAAGAAGACCUUCUGAAUAUAGUUUGUGAGAUUUCGUAUGUUUGAUUCUUUUCUGUUUUGGGAGAAACUAUCUGGCUGCCAGCUAGGGGCAUGCACCCUCAAACUGCUUUCAUCGGACAAUGGGGAUUCACACAUGCGAAUGACACAGACAAACAAGUAAAAUGACGGUGAUUCACAUAUUAUCCUAAUGUGUUACAUGGUGUUGAUGUUGGAAUCACCUCACGCCUAGGCCAUGCCCAGAGGUCUCCCUUAGUUUGGCUGUUUCAUAAUCGAUAAGUUGAAUGAAAUAUCUCAGUACCCUGUUUUUUUUACUACAAACCGCAGUCACAUCAUCGAUAGAUAGAUUUAUUCUGUUGUCAUCGCAUUCCUAUGAGCUGCAGCUAGUCAUAUGAUAUCUGUUAUAGAGCUCUCUGUAUAUAUGUUUCUGAGUUGAUAAUGAGUUUGUUU